UUCCACUUAUUAUGAGGAUAUCAAAAACUCAAAAAAUCAACAUCUUUCAUCAAGUUUAUCUCUUCUCUCCUCUCCUCAUAACUUCUAUAAUCUUGUCAUCUUCAUUCUUCUUUGAACUAAGUGGUGGUAUUAAUUAAUGGCAUCCAGGAGAAUUCUCAAGGAGCUAAGGGACUUGCAAAGAGACCCUCCCACUUCAUGCAGUGCAGGUCCAGUAGCUCAGGAUAUGUUCCAUUGGCAAGCAACUAUAAUUGGUCCAAAUGAUAGCCCUUAUGCUGGUGGUGUUUUUCAAGUCACCAUCCAUUUCCCCCCUGAUUACCCUUUCAAACCUCCCAAGGUGGCUUUUAGGACAAGAGUUUUCCAUCCAAAUAUAAACAAUAAUGGAAAUAUUUGUUUGGACAUUCUUAAGGAUCAGUGGAGUCCUGCCCUCACCAUAUCCAAGGUUUUGCUCUCCAUAUGUUCACUGCUAACAGAUCCAAAUCCAGAUGAUCCAUUGGUUCCAGAGAUUGCUCAUAUGUGCAAGACUGAUAGGAACAAGUAUGAAUCAAUGGCUCGUAGUUGGACUCAAAAGUAUGCUAUGAACUGAGUCUGAAGACAUCAAGAAAAAACUCUAGUUUGUGACAAACAUGAAUUUCUUGCUAUCGAGCAAUAUAUAAAAUGUUCAGGAAAACUGGUACUCUUAUGAAAAAAUGAGACUGAGUGACAGUUGGAUGUAUUUAAAUCUCGGGAUUUGUUUUAAAUAAAAGGGAGAUUUUACUGUCUUCAUAUUAAACAAGAGAAUUGUGAUUAAGUUUGAUGAUGUAAAUUGUAAUCCUUCCUUCAA
Molecule: messenger RNA, 820 nt
Organism: Nicotiana tabacum (common tobacco)
Lineage: Eukaryota; Viridiplantae; Streptophyta; Magnoliopsida; Solanales; Solanaceae
Product: ubiquitin-conjugating enzyme E2 10
Source: RefSeq, a predicted model, not a curated record